Molecule: messenger RNA, 1305 nt
Organism: Cyphellophora europaea CBS 101466
Lineage: Eukaryota; Fungi; Ascomycota; Eurotiomycetes; Chaetothyriales; Cyphellophoraceae
Exons: 1
Coding region: 1-1305 (434 amino acids)
Molecular function (GO): catalytic activity
Source: RefSeq, a predicted model, not a curated record
AUGCUUCCUUUCAGAUCUUCGACAAUCGCGUCGCGGGUGUCGCUGCAGACCCAACAUCUCAGGAGUGCUUCGCGCCCAGCCCAGCCUUUCACCCCCUCGGUUCUACUCCGUCAACUGAGUAGCUCACGCAGUUUUCGAGGACCAUACGACUUUAACGCUCCAGAAUCCCGACCACUGGAAGGUGUUACAGUCGUAGCACUCGAGCAAGUGAUCUCGGGUCCCUACUGCACGCGUCAACUCGCAGAUCUCGGCGCGAGAGUAAUCAAGAUUGAACGGCCUGGGACUGGUGAUUUCGUCCGAUACCAUGACAAACGCGUCAAUGGGCAGUGCUCACAUUUCAUUUGGACAAAUCGUAACAAGGAAAGCCUGGCGCUCGACGUGAAAAAGCCGGACGAUAUUGCCAUCCUGAAGAAGCUUCUUAAGACUGCCGACGUUUUCGUUGCCAACCUUGUACCUGGGGCCACAGAGCGACUAGGGCUGGGGUACGAGACUCUCAAGGAGGUCAACGAGAGGCUCAUCUUCUGUGAGAUCUCCGGCUAUGGUAGCGAUGGACCAUACAAGAAGAAGAAGGCGUACGAUCUGCUAGUCCAGAGCGAGGCUGGGUUGCUCUCGAUCACUGGAACGCCCAACGACGUUUCGAAGGUUGGCGCAUCAAUUGCAGAUAUCGCUGCUGGCAUGUACGCGUACAGUAGCAUCAUGGCCGCGUUGCUGCAACGCGCAAAGACUGGCAAAGGCUGCAAGCUUGACGUCAGCAUGCUUGAGAGUAUGGUCGAAUGGAUGGGAUUCCCGAUGUACUACGCCUACGGAAAGCAGCCGCCACCUCAGCGAGCGGGAGCCAGCCACGCCUCGAUCUAUCCCUACGGGCCAUUCGAGGCUCGUGACGGCACCGUCAUGCUAGGCAUCCAGAACGAGCGCGAGUGGGUCAUUCUCUGCGAAAAGGUACUUGGCCUCCCCGAGCUAGCCAAAGAGGAGAGAUUCAAAGACACGGACUCCCGAUCGAAUAACCGCAAGGAACUAUAUCCUAUCAUCUGCGGGGCGCUCUCAAAAUACACCGCCGGUGAGGCAGUAGCAAAGCUCGAAGAGGCUGGCAUCGCCAACGCCAACCUCAACGACAUGGAGGCUGUCUGGAACCACCCGCAGUUGCAUGCCCGGCGCCGUUUCCGCAAGAUCGAGUCCGAGGCCGGCACGAUCAAGACAAUGAUUCCUCCCGGCAUGUCCGCUGAAGUUGAGCCCCGUCUCGACCCCAUCCCAUCCAUUGGACAACACAACGAGAAGAUUCUUGCAGAGCUCAAUGCGCAAGACUAA